Messenger RNA from Nothobranchius furzeri (turquoise killifish), 1604 nucleotides. RefSeq names its product regulator of chromosome condensation 1 (gene rcc1). Gene Ontology annotation, cellular component: cytoplasm. The record is from RefSeq and is a predicted model, not a curated record. Gene Ontology annotation, molecular function: guanyl-nucleotide exchange factor activity. Lineage: Eukaryota; Metazoa; Chordata; Actinopteri; Cyprinodontiformes; Nothobranchiidae.
GGUUUCAAACAACGUGAAGUCUCGCGUGAGUUGCAUGUCUGAAAACCGGGAACAGGCAGUUUAGCGUUCACCUCUAGUCAAACCACCAAUUUAUCUGUGUUUUCAGUGCGACUGCCAUGUCUUCCAGAAAGACCGUCCAUAAAAGAAAGUCUGCAGCUGUUGGAGAAGAUGUCGGUGAAUCAAAAAAGGUGAAAGUUUCUCACAGGAGUCAUCGUAAAGAGGCAGGCCAGGUUCUAGUUCUGGGCCAGGGUGAUGUUGGACAGCUGGGCCUGGGUGAGAACAUCACUGAGAGGAAGAAGCCAGCUUUUCUGUCUUUACCGGAGAAAAUGGUGCAAGUGGCAGCAGGAGGCAUGCACACCGUGUGUCUGAGUGAAAGCGGGCAUGUCUACACAUUUGGCUGUAAUGAUGAGGGAGCUCUUGGACGGGACACGUCAGAAGAAGGAUCUGAGAUGGUCCCAGGAAAGGUGUCUCUGGAGGAGAAGGUGGUCCAGGUGUCUGCAGGGGACAGCCACACAGCUGCACUCACAGAGGAUGGACAUGUGUACAUCUGGGGCUCCUUCAGGGACAACAAUGGUGUGAUUGGUCUUCUGGAUCCCAUGGCGACGUGUCCCGUUCCUGUUAAAAUCCAGCUGACAGAGGCUGUAGUGAAAGUUGCUUCAGGGAAUGACCACCUGGUCCUGCUGACGCUGGACGGAGAUCUGUACACAUCAGGCUCUGCAGAACAGGGACAGCUGGGACGAGUGCCGGAGCAGUUUUCAAACAGAGGGGGCAGGAGAGGUCUCGAGCGACUGCUGGUGCCUCAGAUGGUGAAACUCAAUAGGAGGGUUCACUUUACGGAUGUGUUCUGCGGGGCGUAUCUUACCUUUGCCAUGUCUAAAGAAGGAUACAUUUAUGGGUUCGGCCUCUCAAACUACCACCAGCUCGGCACUAAAAGCACCAAGAUGUGUUUCGUCCCGGUGAAGCUGACGUGUUUCAAGAACUCAACGACCACUUGGGUGGACUUCUCUGGAGGCCAACAUCACACGCUCUGCCUAGACUCUGAAGGGCAGGUUUAUAGUCUUGGGAGAGCCGAGUACGGUCGCCUCGGGCUGGGUCGAGGAGCUGAAGAGAAGAGCGAGCCCACGCCGGUGACAGGGCUGGAGUCGGCCCGGGAAGUGUCAUGUGGGGCUUCUGUCAGCUACGCCGUCACCAAAGAAGGAUCGGUGUAUGCUUGGGGCAUGGGAACCAACCUGCAGCUUGGAACAGGAGAGGAGGAGGAUGAGUGGAGCCCCGUGAAGAUGACAGGCAAACAGCUGGAGAACCGUGAAGUUCUGAUGGCGUCCAGUGGGGGGCAGCACACCGUCUUGCUGGUCAAAGACAAACAGGAGAGCUGAUGUUGUGCUGGACAGGAAGACGUUCAGGAUGCUGAGACGAGCUGAUGUUUGACCUGCUGUGCUGAGCCGAGGGAGCGUGAGGGGUUCAGGCCACGUGGGGUCACCGGAGGCCUAAACUCUUAUGAGAACUUAUUUGUUCUUAACCUGGGGCGAAAUGUUGGUUUAGAUCAUGAGAAAUUAAUCUGUUUGUUUUUUUUAAGAUUUCAAUUAAAUUUUACUGAGUCAUUUGUA